AUGGAUGUCAUUGGUCCUAUCGAGCCGGCCGCGUCAAAUGGACAUAGGUUCAUUUUGGUAGCCAUCGCCUACUUCACAAAAUGGGUAGAAGCAUCUUCGUACAAAUCAGUGACGAAGAAGGUAGUGGUAGACCUUGUUCGCAAUAACAUCAUUUGUCGAUUCAGAAUCCCUGAGUCAAUUAUAACUGAUGAUGGAGCUAAUCUUAACAGUGAUUUGAUGCGUGAGAUAUUCAAAAAAUUUAAGAUUACUCACCGCAACUCCACCCCUUAUCGACCUCAGAUGAAUGGAGCAGUUGAAGCAGCCAACAAAAACAUCAAGAGAAUAUUGCGGAAGAUGAUCGAUAAUUACAGACAUUGGCAUGAAAAAUUGCCAUUGGCCUUCGGUUUUCGCACCACUGUUAGGACUUCAACUGGGGCAACGCCUUAUCUCUUGGUCUAUGGGACCGAGGCUGUGUUACCUGCAGAGGUAGAGAUACCAUCCCUGAGGAUUAUCCAAGAAGCUGAGUUGAGUGAUGCCAAGUGGAUACAAAAUCAAAAUGAACAAUUAAUGCUCAUUGACGAAAAGAGGAUGAAUGCAGUUUGUCAUGGGCAGCUUUAUCAGAACAGAAUGGCCAAAGCUUUCAACAAGAAGGUAAGACCGAGACAAUUCAAAUCGGGGCAAUUGGUGUUGAAGCGCAUAUUCCCACACCAAAAUGAAGCUAAGGGAAAAUUUGCACCUAACUGGCAAGGGUCUUACAUGGUUCACCGAGUACUGACUGGAGGAGCACUAAUUCUAGCAGAAAUGGAUGGCGAAGUGUGGCCGAAAGCUAUCAAUGCAGAUGCCGUCAAGAGAUACUACCUUUAG
Messenger RNA from Lycium ferocissimum, 843 nucleotides. RefSeq lists its product as uncharacterized. Gene Ontology annotation, molecular function: nucleic acid binding. NCBI's taxonomy places the organism in Eukaryota, Viridiplantae, Streptophyta, Magnoliopsida, Solanales, Solanaceae. Bases 1 to 843 code for a protein of 280 amino acids. Gene Ontology annotation, biological process: DNA integration. The record is from RefSeq and is a predicted model, not a curated record. The transcript has a single exon.